UAGCGCCAGCUACGGCACAUGUGAAUAAUCUGACAAGCUAGCUCCGUGGCAAAUCCAGAUCGAGACUGCGCGUCAAGGAUAAACGCAGAUGGAUGUACAUGUAUGUCAUGAUUAAAAGGAAUGGUAUUAGAUUGAUCCGUUAAGUGCCACACACAGCACCCUCACUGGUUAUUCAACAGAUUGGUCAGGAAUUAUCAGGAGACACUACUGGCGACACUACCUGAACCACCUGUUCUAGAAGCUCGGUGAAACACCCCAUCUCAAGCCAAGCCAGGAAUUCCUGUUAAACAAGCCAAGAAGUCUCCUUUUCAAGCUAUUUCAAGCUAAGAAGCUUGUUAGACAAGCAAAGAAGCCUGUUGAACAAGCCCAAAAGCCUGUAUAUCAAGCCCGAACUACAAACACACUGCACAAGAUGGGGAGGAGAGUGAGAACUGUACGAAGGUGUGCAGCGUACCUGCACCUGUUGAGCUGUCUCAUGUUUGGUCUAUGCUCGUUAGGACUAGCCUAUGCACAUGAUGAGUCUCAGAGCAAAGAACAAAGGCCAGUCCAAGGGGACCAGGCCGCUGCAAUGGUCGCUGGUGAAUUAAAAGACAAUGACAUCAUAGUGAAUGAAGAUAAAGGAGAAGGUGGUUUGGAUAGUCCUGGCGAGAAAGGAAGAAUGGACAUGACCUUCGUCCAUGCAUUCGUUGCAUCACUGUCUGUCAUCAUUGUCAGUGAGCUAGGAGAUAAAACAUUCUUUAUCGCAGCCAUUAUGGCUAUGAGACAUCCUAGGAUCACAAUCUUUGCUGGUGCCCUGAGCGCCCUUGCUGUCAUGACUGUUCUUUCAGCUAUGCUUGGUUAUGCAAUCACCAUCAUUCCCCGUAAGUACACCUACUACGCUUCUACAGUGCUCUUCUUCAUCUUUGGUAUACGCAUGCUACGAGAGGGGUGGAGCAUGUCACCGGACGAGGGACAGGAAGAGUUAGAGGAGGUACAGGCUGAUUUAAAACGCAGAGAUGAAGAGAGGGAAAAGGAGAUGAAAUCUACUUUGACACAAGACCCAGAAUCUGGUAUAAUAAGAGGAGGAUACAGACGGAAAGUCUUUGGUAUCUUCUCACCUAUCUUAUUGGAAGCUUUCACACUUACAUUCUUAGCUGAAUGGGGAGAUAGAUCACAAGUGACUACCAUUGUAUUGGCAGCUAGAGAGAAUGUUCUUGGCGUAACAAUAGGUGGUACAUUAGGGCAUGCAUUCUGUACAGGAUUAGCAGUCAUUGGUGGUCGGAUGGUAGCACAGAGGAUAUCAGCUAGAACAGUAACGUUGACUGGAGGAAUGGUGUUCUUAGUGUUUGCUCUAUCAGCUCUCUUCUUCUCACCUGAUGAAUCAUGAGUUGCUUUCACUCACUACCCUUCUGUAAUUAAAAUAUUAUUUUUUAAUAGUUGAUUAAUGCAACCUGCUUCAUACCUUAUUCACAUGUCAAACUGAUUCCAAUCUGACCGAUUCUUUGCCACUUUGGGUGAUGGAGGUUUUGUGGAGUGUGGCAUUAGUCUCAUUGAUAAGACUGGGUAUAAUACCUCCGCCACUACACCAAACUGACUCCAAGCGGAUUCAAAACCUUCAAAGACUUGGCCAUUUGUUUUGGGGAAAUGUGGUGUUUUGUUUUUGUUUUGUUUUGUUUGUCUGUAGUUGGUCUGUUUGGAAUCUUGCUGGUAUGAAUGGAUUAUCAGCAUCUAUAGCUGGUUAAGUCCAGACAGGUCUUUGUUUUUGAUUUCAUGAUUUAAUUAGAUAUUGUUUAAAUCAUUCUUAUCAUACGGUAAUGAUUACAUAUGGUAAAAUACAUCAGCAUGGAUGAGAUUUUGUGCAUUAAUUCUUUGUAAACAAAACCUGAAUAUACUUUUCAGAUACUGCCCUCUGUUCAAAUUUCAUAUCACUUAUUUCAGCUCCUUUCUGGCCUAGAACAUUGCUUGUAUCAUCUCACUUGCUAUAGGCAGCCAAAGUAUGGGAUCUUGCACAAUGAUGUUAUGUAUGUAUUAUUGCUAAGGAUUCUGGAAUAUGAUUCUGUAUUGAAAACAGCAUGCUUUACCAUGGAGAGUUGAAGUGUUCUAUCUGGGACCUGUUUCACAAAGCCUUUUUUCAAUGACAAAUGACUAAACUUAGCGAAAAAUCAGCUGGUAACCAAUCAGAAGCAAGGAUUUCAGUAGCUUAUAACAAAAACUGUCAUUUGUCACUGAUGACAAGUUUUGUGAAACACCCCCCUGAAGCUAUGUCAAGUAUAUAUUAGUAUGCAAUAUGUUGUUUCUUCCACUGAAUAAACAACUUCUAUGCUUUUUUAUGCACGAAUGGCUUAGACCAUACCGUAGCUGAUUGAGAGAUGAGUUAUGUAUGUAUGCCCAUAAGUCAUCUCAUGUAUAUGUGACUAUUUCCGUCUAGUUUGCUAUGCUAAGCAUCUCAAGUGUCAUAUGAUACAUGUAUGUGUAAUAAUAAUAAUAAUUAUAAUAAUGGUGGCUACUUUUAAGAGGGCACAUGAUCAUGCCACAAUGCUCCUGGCGCUCCAUCAUUAUUACUAUUAUUGUUAUUAGCAUUAUUAUUGCCCUGUGGGAAUUUUGCCCAAAAUACAUAAUAUUAUAACAACUUCAAGGUAUUUAAAUAUCCUUAAAAGAUAGAUCACUAAAAUCAUGAUAUCAUUUUCAUCUACUUGAAAACAAAGCAGAAUAGACAUAAUAUGAAGA
Strongylocentrotus purpuratus (purple sea urchin) is the source of this 2706-nucleotide messenger RNA. RefSeq names its product transmembrane protein 165 (gene tmem165). Gene Ontology annotation, cellular component: Golgi apparatus. The record is from RefSeq and is a predicted model, not a curated record. The coding region runs from base 413 to 1366 and encodes 317 amino acids. Lineage: Eukaryota; Metazoa; Echinodermata; Echinoidea; Camarodonta; Strongylocentrotidae. Gene Ontology annotation, molecular function: calcium ion transmembrane transporter activity; manganese ion transmembrane transporter activity. Gene Ontology annotation, biological process: Golgi calcium ion homeostasis; calcium ion transmembrane transport; Golgi calcium ion transport. The transcript has 7 exons.